Molecule: messenger RNA, 3290 nt
Organism: Ectocarpus sp. CCAP 1310/34
Lineage: Eukaryota; Phaeophyceae; Ectocarpales; Ectocarpaceae
Source: the annotation of a GenBank genome assembly
AAGCACAGGUCACAUCGCUACGCCGUGUCGUGUGAGCGCAGCGAAAGGGUGGGAGGAGAAAGCCGGAGUAUCUGAAUCUCUCGAGGAUAACUCCUUGUAUUUCAUCGCACCCAAUAGCGGUGGAGUGCAGAGCAUCAGCUUGUGGGAACACGGCUUGCUGUGUCCGUUGGGGCUUUGCCGAAAUAAACACCGCCCGUUGCCUCUGCUGGGCAGCUCGGCACAGCUCUCACGCUCUUUGGGGUAGAGUCAGGACGGAGCUUUGGGUGGACGGAGAACGAGGAGAGAGCUGCUACGGCUUGCGUUGUGCUGUGGUUUCGAGAGCAAAGCAGAGGGGCUAGUUGAUUUUGCCGCAGGGGAGGAGGUGCCGCAUGAUGCGAGGCAUGGACAAUCCACGACAUCAUGGGACCCAUCUUGCAGACGGCAUUGAUCGGGUUGUCCACCACACGUGUUGCCGCCGACGCCCGCGACCGCGGCCGCUGAGCGCAACGGCUCGACGUGCGACUGUCGUAGUCGGUGUUGCUUCUGCUACGCUGGCGGCGGUGGUGUUGGUGGCGGCCGUCGUUGCCCGCCCUGCUGCUGCGGCUACUAGCACUGCUGCUGCUGCUUCGAUGUGGUCGAGUGGUACCUCAGGCAAUAACAGACAACACUCCCCAGGCACGCUUGGCCUGUCGAAAGGACGUAGAUGUACUUGCCUACUUGUUGGGGUUCCUCCGUGUAUAUCUUGCUGGCACUUCGCAAUCUCCCACCUUCGUCGAACCUUUGUAUCGUGCAGGGUGCCGAAAUUGAAGUACACGUUUUCGGAAAGCUCCGCACAAAACGGUUCCAACGCCGCCAUUUUCGGCACCGCCACUGCCUUUGUUUCGGAGAUAUCGAGCUUCAAAAAUCGGUCCGGGGGAUGUGGUAUCUUACGUCAUGCAGCCUACGGAGGAGCCGUGGUCCCACUCCCGUGGGGUUUGAGAGGGGGCGGGGGGCAGGGGGGAAGAGGGGGCGGCAAGGGGGCGACGCCGCCUGCGUACGCUCGAAACCCCCCCAGAGACGGCGUGCUCUACGAUGAGCUGGAGGUGCACUGGGGAGCUACCGCCAGGGAGAUCAAGAAGGCUUACUACCGGCUGGCUGUGCAGCAUCACCCAGACAAGAAGCCCGGAGAUACGCAAUCUGAGGACCGGUUCAAGCGGGUGAGCGAAGCGUAUCAGAUCCUCCAGGACGAUAGCGUCAGGGAAAAGUACCACCGGCGAGGGGUUUCUGCUCUAGAGGAGGACAGCUGGGAGGGAAGCCAAAAUGAGCAAAGAGGAGGCGGCGGGGGUCGGGGUGGGGGUGGGGAUUCGACUGGGAGGAGACGGCGGCGGGUUGACCCGAUGGAGGUGUUCCGGACUUUUCUCGGCGGAGGCAUGUUUGAGCACCUGAUUGGCCCGCUCAGCCCCAGGAUGGUUCCCGUUCGAGACCCCGACUAUCACCACCGGAAGUCGAAAUCGCUGGCUGAGGAGCUGGAACGAAGGCUGGAAGUGGACGUGCAGGGUAACUCUUUCUACUUCAACCAGGCCGCCUGGGCGGAGGCGUUGCAGCUCCGGGAACAGUCUAUGGGUCGCGAGAUCCUCCGCACUGUGGGCUACGUGUACAAGAACUAUGCCCAACGGUCCCUGGGAAAGCUGGCGCCGAACGUGCUUCAGCCCCAGGCUCUUCGGGGCAGGAUGAGGUUCUACUCGGAUCAAGCCCACCGGGUUAACAACAUGCUGUCCGCGGUUUCGUCCACGACCAGGCUCUACGUCCACCUGCAGACCAGGAAACCAGAGCAGCCGUCCGUGGACCGCAGCAAUGCAGACGAGGAGGAGACCGCGACGAGAGUCUUGGAGGCCCUGUGGAGAGUGCACCGGGUGGAUGUUGAGCUCACGGUUCAACGGGCGUGCAAGAUGGUCCUAAGGGAUCCCAGGAUGCCACCAAGCAUGCUGAAGAAGCGAGCUGAAGCGCUGAUGCGGCUAGGUCGAAUUUUCACUGCAGCGGCAAAGGGCAAGAACCCCGACUCCGGAACCUUCUACUCGGUCGAGAACGCACCUGACCCUCUCGCCUCCUCCGGAGCUGCGGGGUCUUCGCAGCCCGCAUACGGCGGUGGCUACGGUGGCGGUUAUGCCGGUUUCGACAUUUCGAACGGUCACAACUGCGGUGGCGGCGGAUAUACGGCGAGGGAGGAGGGUUGGCGGGAAGGGGGGGCCACCGCGGGAGGGGGGGGGGGGGAUGAGCGCCCGCCGCCACCGCCGCCGCCGCCGCCGCCGGCCUCCGGCCCUCGAGGUUACGAGGGGGAGAUGCGCGUCGAGAGCGGUGAGCGUGAGGCUAGCUUUGACGGUCGCCUGUACAGCGGUAGUGGUGGUGGUUGCGGCGGUGGUGCGUCGUUCGGCGUGGAGAAAACGUUCUGCGCGUAUGAUGCUGAUGACGACUCAACCGGGGGGGGAAUGGGUAGGAGUGUCGGCCGCAGGGAUGAUGACGGUGGUGGCCAUGAAGCGUUAGGCGGGGGUGGUUUUCGCGCUCAAGAGAGAGAAGUGGACGGGAAGGAAAUAUUGGAGCCAUUUGCUGAGAAGCGAAGCUGGCCACCGCAGCCUCCGGAUUUCCCCUGCCGCGCCCAUGAUGGUGGUGCCACGAGUACUUGUGUUCCUCACGGUGGUUGUGAUGACGCUAUUGUUGGAGGGAUCACCGAGAUCUCCGGGAUCUCCGGGAUCUCCGGCGGAAGUAGCCUCAGUGACAGUCAUCAAGGGGUUCCGCGGAACAUGGAUGAUCGGGCAAGGGAUCGAGGCGACAUCGGGCAGGGUCAAGGAAGGGAGACGAUGUCUCGCCCUGGCGUUUUGCCAGAACGAAGCUUCUUCGGGAGACAGGGGGCGGCGGAAGACGAUUGGAGAGACUCUGGUGCUGCUACUCCGUAGAAGAUGUGCGUUGUUGUUUACAGGGAGAGACAGAGGGAUGAGAGAAGUUUGUCGUGGUGUUGGUAGAUGAUUGUUGUGUCGCACCCCUUAGCGAUUAGUUUAGUGCGGGGCUUAAAAGUCAGAGAGGUAAUCUGUUUGCCGCCGCAUGUAGCUGCUCCUGCAUGGUCUGUUGGUGUUGUUGUACACAAUUUGUUGUUUUUUGUGCUUUAGGUUGGAUGCACUGUAGGCGUAUAUGUGUGGAACGGAUUCCGCGGGUGGUUCUGUCGGAUCGACUGCCGCUGAAUGAACCGUGAUGAAUGCAACGAGCGGACGAAUCAAAGCAUGUCUCUGCAUGCGGAUGCUUGUCAUACGGCGUUGUCGAGGCCGAGGGGUUGACACAAC